Molecule: messenger RNA, 414 nt
Organism: Abrus precatorius (Indian licorice)
Lineage: Eukaryota; Viridiplantae; Streptophyta; Magnoliopsida; Fabales; Fabaceae
Exons: 1
Coding region: 1-414 (137 amino acids)
Molecular function (GO): nucleic acid binding; RNA-DNA hybrid ribonuclease activity
Source: RefSeq, a predicted model, not a curated record
AUGCCCCUAGCUAGAUGGUAUCCACUGAUGGAAGGGUGGGUGAAACUAAAUUGUGACGAGUCUUUCUCAGAUAAUAAUAAUCAAGCAAGGUGUGGAGGUAUUAUGAAGGAUGAUCAAGGUAGGUUUUUAGUUAGCUUUGCUAUGCAGUUGAAGCCAUUUUCAGUUUUGUUCUCCAAACUUAUGGAGAUCAAGCAAGGCCUCGUGAUAACUACUAAGGAAGGAUAUAACUUGUUGGUGGAAGAAUUUAACAGUGCUGAUACAAUAAAAGCCUUACUUAGAAGAGCACAUGCCUUCCAUGAUAUCAAUGCAGUGGUACUUCAAAUUCUAGAACUUGUAUCAUCCUUUAACAAGGUUAUUUGGGUGAGCAUUCUCAAGGGAUCCAACAAAGUAGUUGAUGACAAGCACAAGACUUAA